UUUUGGUUUUUGAGAGAGGAAGAAGACGAAAGUAAUCGAAAAUACGUUUGGAUAUGACGAAAUUUUCUUACGUUCUCACGAAGAUUUAUCGAUCGUGGGAACGAGACAGACAGAAAGGAUAUAUCAAAAAGAUCACUGUGACAUUGAGAAGGAAGAAGUUAAUUGAAUGAUAUUCCCGAUCGACCUUUAUCUUUCUACGUUUAUUUUGAAUCAGUGUGAUGAUAUCUAACGUUAUGUGAGAGAAUUUGAUAGGAAAAAGGAAGAAGGAAAAAAAGAAGAAAAACAAAGAAAGAAAAGGAAAGAGAGAAAAAAAAUAUGCUUCGUUAGAUAGAAACUGAACGAGUCUGUGUUGUGUUUGACGUCAUUCGGACAACACAGCCGUCCUUAGUCGAAAGAAAAUUCGAAACGUACGAGGAGUGAAUUUAGCGAUGCUACUACUUCCACAGUUUCGUCGUCAUCAUCAAAUACGAUCAGAAUCGUCAUACGGAUUUGUAAUACUUAAGAUUGCACAAAGUUCUGUUCGAAAAAUGUUCCGUCGUUUUUGCGUUGAGCCUCGACUUGUUCUUCGUGAAGGAAGAUAUACGUUUGUGGAUUUGCAUGUCGUAAGAAAAUUUGUUUAUCGUACCGAACGGAUAUAUUUAACAUCGUGAAUGUAUUCAUGAAAAAUACAAAGCUUUUCGAGUUAGUAACGUUGGAUCGUAAAUCUCAAAGUAUCGACGUCUCUUACGUAAGAUACCUAGAUAUCAGCUAUCUCUCUCUCUCUCAUGCACACUCUCUAUCCAUCCAUCCAUCCAUCUAUCUAUCUUUAAGUUUAUACUUGAUGAAUUGUAAGACGAGAUAGAGAGAAAGAGAGAGAGAGAGAGAGAAAGAGAGUACAAGUGCAAGAAGAUUCAAGGUAGACAGAAUGAUUCAUUCACCUACAAUGGAUCGGAGCUAACGUUCGCGAUUGAAUUUUUCGUUCGUCGAAGAAAUUGGAUAAAAAGAAAAAAGAAGAGGGAAAUAUCCGAAGGAAAAGAUGAAAGUCCGAAGUUAUCCUGGUCGGGCCGUAUUGGAAGACCCGGAACUUCUAUUGGACCCGGACGCGACACGAGGUCGUGCGAUGGAGUUACUUUACGAGGCCAGUUGGAGAGAAUGUGGCAUCAACUGGACAAACGACAGUAGGAGCAACAAGGUGGUGUCUCGUGAACGGGACGAACUGGAAUGCCGAGAACCGUACGCCGAGGUGAUCUCACAAUUGGAAGGAGUACUGGAGGGUAGUCCUAAUAGUGGUGGUGGUGGUGGUGUUAGUGGUGUUAGUGGUGUUACUGGUAGUGGUGGUGAUAUUGACGAUGUAGGUGGUGACGAUGGUGCCGAAGAUUCUAGAGGUUCUUCCAGUCCAAGAGAAUGUGGGAGAUCUAGGAGAUCUAGCAGCACUGAUACCACAGCUAGUAGUACCGAUUCAUCCGAAACGAAUCAGGCUGUUGUUGGCAAUGGCCAAAGCGGAUUUCUCAUUCCAAGACCGAGACUCAUCGUACCGGUUCACACCUACGCUAGGAGACGACGAACCGGGGCUCCGCAACCUAUCAGAAGACGGCAAAUACGCCAAGAGGGUAAAGUUGAAGUAUCGAGGGACGGCAAGUACCUAAGCAAUUUGACGCCAGGCAAGGUUCUUGGUGAAUUAGCAAUCCUUUACAAUUGCAAAAGGACAGCAACGAUAACUGCUGCAGUUGAUUGUAGACUAUGGGCCAUAGAUCGACAAAGUUUUCAAACUAUUAUGAUGAGGACAGGCCUCACAAAACAAGCAGAAUAUACCGACUUCUUAAAGAGUGUACCUAUUUUCAAGAAUUUACCUGACGAAGCUUUAACAAAAAUUACUGACGUUUUAGAAGAAACUACCUAUAACAAUGGUGAUUAUAUAGUUAGACAAGGUGCCAGGGGUGAUACUUUCUUUAUUAUUAGUAAAGGACAAGUACGUGUUACUAUGAAGCAAAAGGAUUCGAUAGAAGAUAAAUUUAUUAGAACAUUACGUCGUGGUGAUUUCUUCGGUGAAAAAGCUUUGCAAGGUGACGACCUGAGGACUGCUAACAUCAUCGCAAACGAUGUCGAUGGUGUCACUUGUUUAGUCAUAGAUCGUGAAACUUUCAAUCAAUUAAUCUCUCCUUUGGACGAGAUACGGAAGAAAUACGAAGAUGAACUCGUGGAACGACGAAGAUUGGACGAGGAGUUCCGACACGUUCAAUUGCACCAUCUACGACGGAUCGCUACCCUCGGUGUUGGUGGCUUUGGCCGUGUCGAAUUAGUUCAAAUUGGUGAUGACAGUUCUCAAGCAUUUGCGUUAAAACAGAUGAAAAAGGCACAGAUAGUCGAAACGAGGCAGCAACAACAUAUAAUGUCGGAAAAACGUAUCAUGAAUGAAACUAAUUGUGACUUUAUCGUCAAGUUAUACAAAACGUUCAAAGACGACAAGUAUUUGUAUAUGUUAAUGGAGGUAUGUCUAGGAGGAGAACUAUGGACUGUUCUCAGAGACAGAGGACAUUUCGAUGAUCCCACUACAAGAUUUUAUACUGCUUGUGUCGUCGAAGCUUUCGAUUAUUUACAUUCACGAAAUAUCAUUUAUCGUGAUCUCAAGCCGGAGAAUCUUCUAUUGGAUAACGAAGGUUACGUUAAAGUCGUGGACUUUGGAUUUGCCAAGAGAUUGGAUCAUGGAAAAAAGACAUGGACAUUCUGCGGUACGCCAGAAUAUGUCGCACCGGAAGUUAUUCUCAAUAGAGGCCACGACAUAAGCGCCGACUAUUGGUCCCUCGGUGUCCUUAUGUUUGAACUUCUCACUGGAGCGCCGCCAUUCACCGGUUCUGAUCCAAUGAAAACAUAUAACAUUAUUUUAAAAGGCAUCGAUACCAUCGACUUUCCGAAGAUCAUAACACGUAACGCUUCUGUCUUGAUUAAAAAACUUUGCAGGGACAAUCCGGCGGAACGGCUUGGCCAUCAGAAAGGAGGCAUUAGCGAAAUACAAAAGCACAAAUGGUUCGACGGCUUCAAUUGGGAAGGCCUACGACUACGUACACUAGAUCCACCAAUAAGACCUCGUAUACGUGCUCCUAUCGAUACUUCUAAUUUCGACGAAUACCCACCAGACAACGAUCCAGCGCCUCCAGACGAUCUAUCCGGAUGGGACGCUGAUUUUUAAUUUAACGUUAUAAAGACGAAUGAGAAGAGAG
Vespula pensylvanica (western yellowjacket) is the source of this 3197-nucleotide messenger RNA. It is a transcript of the gene for, whose product is annotated as cGMP-dependent protein kinase, isozyme 2 forms cD4/T1/T3A/T3B. The record is from RefSeq and is a predicted model, not a curated record. The coding region runs from base 1016 to 3166 and encodes 716 amino acids. Gene Ontology annotation, molecular function: ATP binding; cGMP-dependent protein kinase activity. Lineage: Eukaryota; Metazoa; Arthropoda; Insecta; Hymenoptera; Vespidae. Gene Ontology annotation, biological process: protein phosphorylation. The transcript has 9 exons.